AUGGAGGCGGGCGCUUUUCUUCGCUACCAAACCACCAGACUCGAGAAAUUUAAACGGCAGGUUAUCUUAUCAGACGUCAAGCUGGCGACCCAAGCAGGAAAGAAGCCCAAGAAGGCAGAGGAGGAGGAGCAGCCUGCAGCAGCUCCACCACCAGCUGCAGGAGCAACAGCAGCCCCUGUAGCAGGAGCAGCUGAGGAGGAGGAAGAAGAGGAGUAUGUGGUGGAAAAGGUUUUGGACCGCCGAGUGGUGAAGGGCAAAGUGGAGUUUCUGCUAAAAUGGAAGGGCUUCUCAGAUGAGGACAAUACAUGGGAGCCAGAAGAAAACUUGGACUGCCCCGACCUUAUUGCUGAGUACAUGCAGAAACACAAAGAGAAGGAAGAGAAAAAGAAGGAGAGCAAACGGAAAGCAGCCAGUGAAACCUCGGGAGAUGGAGAAGAGCGAGGAAGCAAAAGAAAGAAGGAGGAGGGUGAGAAGGCCAGAGGUUUUGGCAGAGGACUGCAGCCUGAGAGGAUUAUUGGAGCGACAGACUCGAGUGGAGAGCUGAUGUUCCUUAUGAAGUGGAAAAACUCAGAUGAGGCUGACCUUGUCCCAGCUAAGGAAGCAAACGUCAAAUGUCCACAAGUGGUCAUCUCUUUCUAUGAGGAACGUCUCACAUGGCACUCCUACCCCACAGAAGAAGAGGAGAAGAAAGAGGAAGACAAAAAAGACUAGAUUUUUUGGGGGGUGCAAAGAAAAAAGGGAGGUGCAGGGCAGGAAAUCAACUGUGCCCUGGUGAGGUGUCAUCCAGGUUGGUCAGCUCUAGCAGCAACUUUGGCAGCAAAAGCAAUGAAAAAUAUCUGCCAAUGUGGCUGACAGAGGGGGAAUAAGAAUUGUUUUCCUGCCCUGCAAGGAAUUCUCAAAAGAUGGUCCCACCUGUAUCUUGGCUGAAAAAAUUUUAAUUAUUUAUUUUUACCAUCUUUUUUUUUUUUUAAACAAGUAUGCUGAUACUUAACUUCCUCCCUUAACCCCCACUAUGUUUAACAAUAUUCAACUGAAAACAGUGGAAAUUAUGAAAUUUUCUCCUACACUUAGUGAAAAGUGGCAGCCAGCUGUCAGCUUACCUCUUUGCCUUGAAGCAAGCUCAAAGUUUGGCUGUGAUUUGUAAGUUUCUCUCCUCCAGUCACUGUUCCUUAUUUCAGAUAUCUGUUUGAAGAGGGGGGAGGAGGGGAAAAAGAAGAGGGGGGGGGAAGGUUGUAAAAGAAGAUCACAAAUUGUGACAGACAGGACAAAGUUUACUUCCUGCUUUGUCAGGAUACAAAGGUGGGAAAUUCUUUUGAAUGGGGAUGAAGUGAGGAGUGAAAGAAUGGACAAACAAUGUCCUUUCAGUGUCUGUUCUUUGUGCCACCCAUUUUCUCAUUAUUGUUGAUGUGGUCAUUUUAAUCUCAUGCAUCAUUGACUGUUCAUAGUGAUAGGUUAGACUACAUGAGGGGCCUUAAUCAUCCUACCAGCCAGCGUGGCAGCUACGGAUGUCACAGUACAAGUGGACCAGGGAAUUUCCACUAUUCUGAGAUGUGGAUUUAAUACCAGUCAAUGUAUUUUCACCAAAAAAAAUGCAGUAUAGUUGGACAUUUUGACACUCAACUACUAUGACAGUAGCUUCAUGUUAUAAGCUAUGUGUUGGGAUAAACAGGCUCUUGUUAGCCGCUAGUUUACAGACAUUUCAAGUGGUAAAGGUUGUGUUAAAUGUGAAGAGUGGAGUAUGUUACCUGCUGUUAGUCGCUGGUUUUGAGUCCCAAACUGCAGCCAGUAUUACCAUGUUAUACUUGGUUGUUUGGUUACCUAGUACUGUCUGGUGUGGUUAUUAUUUUAAACGAGCUGCUUGUGAACAUUGUAUGCAGUGUUUCCUGAAAGUUACUCUCUCCACUCUGUCUGUACUCAAAACUAUUUUAGUGAUACUAAAGCCCCUUUCAGAUACAUUCUGUCAAAGUUGUUACAUUGUUACUAAAACAUGGGUCACUGAUACAUACAGUUUCCAAGAGCCUUGUGUCUUGUAUGCUAAGACUUCAUGUUUUUUGACAAUGUGCAUAGACUUGAAGUGCUGCCAGGGUUGGAACAUGUAACCUCUGCUGCGCACACUUGGUGAGUCGGAUCUUUCUUCUGAAUUUGUAAAAGGCGAAAGAGACUGAGACAUGGGGGGCCAUUUUGGUCCCAUCUAUUCAUGUGAUCUUCACACCUGUGCCCUGUUAGUCUCAGUCUGGUAAUAGAUAGGAUUUUUUUUUUUUUUUUUCAGGAAAAAAGUGCAUGUCUGGAAGGGGCCUAAGUUGAAAAAACUCACAUCUUGAGCUCUCCUAAGAAGCUGUUCUGAUUGGGCAAAACAUUUAAGUGAACUAAGUCCACUGAAGGUCAGCUGCUUCUGUAGUCUUGGAAAGAACAGGAAAACGGCCAUAUGAACUGCUGAACUAUAAAGGCAGCUUGUUAAGUUUGCUGCCACUUUGGCUGGUAGGUGGCGGUGUCUUCUGACUCGAUAACAAACAAGUGGGUUUCACUGCUGUGGCAGAUGGCUGAAAGUUUGUCAGAUGAUCUUUAUUUCCACUAAUUUGUUUUUAAAUCUUCACACACAUUUACCUGUGUUUUGUAGGCUGUAUUAUUUGAGCUUGCACUGCCCGGGCAACACUUAACAUACAGUAUUCUUUCACAUUCUUUGCUUGACACUUAUUUUGGUGAAUAAAUUAGGAUGCAUCUUUAAAACUUUAGCAUGCUGAGCAGAAUCAGUUUAAAAAUACUUGUCAAGUGUUCUGUGUUGAAUGUAGCCCGGUUGUGUACAUGUAUGUAUACUGUAUUAAAGUUAGAACAGUAGCUGGCAUAUCUGGGUAAGCUGGUUCAAAACGGUUCAUACUUCAGGUGGCGUUUUGCUGUGCCUGUUUUGUUUUUCGCUCCUUUUAUUAGUCUUAGCCCUGACUGUCACAUAUGGAAGGCGUACAAGAGUACUUCAUGCAUACACAGACUGGGUAAAGGUUGCAACAGUUUCUUACCUUUUAAAUCAAACACAAGAGGCUAAACUAGUCUGGUUUAAGUUUUUACUGUGAAGUCCUGACACGUCCUGCAUCCUGACUACUUCACCACUGACUGGAAGGAACUGAACUAUCUGCACCCAGGUCUGCUACUUAGGUUUUCUCAUCUUGUGUCAAACUUUUGUUGUUGUGUUUUUGUUUGUUUUUAGUGGAUUAGCUUGUGUUGUCUUGUUGCAUGUUCAUUUUCCUUUGCUAUGUUGGCAUCAUGGCUGAUCUACUUUUAGCUGUUUUGAAAAAUAAAAGGUUUUUGUUUUCUAAUUA
Molecule: messenger RNA, 3311 nt
Organism: Pundamilia nyererei
Lineage: Eukaryota; Metazoa; Chordata; Actinopteri; Cichliformes; Cichlidae
Gene: cbx1a
Product: chromobox homolog 1a (HP1 beta homolog Drosophila)
Exons: 5
Coding region: 1-711 (236 amino acids)
Cellular component (GO): nucleus
Source: RefSeq, a predicted model, not a curated record